Bactrocera tryoni is the source of this 1063-nucleotide messenger RNA. RefSeq names its product ribosomal RNA small subunit methyltransferase NEP1. Gene Ontology annotation, biological process: rRNA base methylation. The coding region runs from base 198 to 989 and encodes 263 amino acids. Gene Ontology annotation, cellular component: small-subunit processome; nucleolus. The record is from RefSeq and is a predicted model, not a curated record. Gene Ontology annotation, molecular function: rRNA binding; rRNA (pseudouridine) methyltransferase activity. Lineage: Eukaryota; Metazoa; Arthropoda; Insecta; Diptera; Tephritidae. The transcript is spliced from 2 exons.
CUACACUCAUUCAUUGAUUUUUGUUUGACACUUCGGUUCCUCAUCGUAUUUUGUUUACGUUUUUUUCUGCUUACAUAUGGAAGCACUUUUUCACAACACACGUGCGAUACUAUACUGUAAAUAAAUUGUAAUAAUAAACUAUAAACAAGUGUUGGCUAAUAAUUUUUAAACGACAAAACCAAUUAAACGGUAAAAGGAUGGGUGGCAAUAAAUUUGAUAGUCAAAAUACCAAAGGGGUUAAAAGAAAACGCAAGUUUCAAGGCCCGGUUGAGCAGGAUGAUCCUGAAUUUGAUUUGAAGAAAAAACAUUUGGAGACAACACACAUACGAGGGCUGGAAAAACGGUUGAUAAUUAUAUUAGAAGGUGCACAAUUGGAGACAGUAAAGGUCGGCAGGGUGUUCGAGCUACUUAAUUGUGAUGAUCAUCAGAAUAUUUUACGCAAAAACAACCGUGAUCCCGGUAAAUGCCGACCCGAUAUAACACAUCAAUGCUUGUUAAUGCUUUUCGAUUCGCCUUUAAAUCGCGCUGGUUUAUUGCAAGUGUAUGUACGCACUGAGAAAAAUGUGCUAAUAGAAAUUAAUCCUCAAACACGUAUACCACGUACUUUUAAACGUUUUGCGGGCUUGAUGGUACAACUGUUACAUAAGUUCUCAGUUCGCGCUAGUGACACCUCCGCAAUGUUGAUGAAGGUUAUAAAGAAUCCAAUAACGGACCAUUUGCCUGUAGGUUGCAAAAAGUACGCAAUGUCUUUCUCGGGGAAACUGGUGGCCAAUUGCAGAGAUUUGGUACCUAGAAUUCAAGAGAAAGGCGAAAACACAGAAGAACUUGCUGAAGAACCCAUCGCAUUGAUUGUGGGUGCAUUCGCACAUGGGGUGCUCAAUCCCGACUAUUCGGAGGGCUUAUUUUCGAUUAGUAAUUAUCCAUUAUCAGCAGCAAUUGCUUGUAGCAAGUUGUGCAGUGCCUUUGAAGAAGUUUGGGGUGUUGUUUGAUGUUGCAUAACUUUGUAUUUUUAUAAGUAACUUUACUUAGUAAUUAAGUAAAAUAAAAAAUUUACAAAACAGCA